Messenger RNA from Paramuricea clavata, 3012 nucleotides. The record is from the annotation of a GenBank genome assembly. NCBI's taxonomy places the organism in Eukaryota, Metazoa, Cnidaria, Anthozoa, Malacalcyonacea, Plexauridae.
AUGAAUCCGUCCAACGAUCACAACAACUGGAUAACCGUUGGAGAAGUAAUCAAUCUAAUUAGGAAACCUGUUGUUUCGUACACUGACCAGAUCGUAAAAAAAGGCCAUGCUAAACUGUGUUCCCGUUUGAAAGGUGGAUGCGCAAACCCUAUAGUGUGCGAGAAAGAAAAAAAAUAUAAAAAUCUUUGCCACUCUUGCAACCAAUGGUACAAGGAGCUUGCUAAAUGGCAUAGAAAUAGAAAUAAACGUCAGAUAAAAUGGCGUGAAAACUGCGACACAUCAAAGUGGCCUGUUGAUCCAUGGGAGGUAGCCAAGUUUUUUAUGCCUAUCCUUGGACACAACAAGGGAACCGUCAAAGACGCAGAAUCCACUGAUUUGUCAUCUCUUCUAAACGUCCUUGAGUGGAUGGAUGAUGUCAUUUUUUCUCCAGACAAGCGUGUGGAUCUCGAUCUUGUUAGAAAGCUACGUUCAGGAGUUAGAAACCCUUGGGCGCAUUCACCAAAUCAAGAGUUGACCGAUGCUGAUCUUAACAACGCUUUUGACACUGCCAAUAAGAUUCUUGCCGACCUUGAUAUUGUUUUCAGCUGUGGCGAAGUCAAGAAGUGUAUAGAGGAUAUCAAGUUUGUACAAACUAGCGGAAUAACCAAUAUCGUAGAAGCCGAGUUAGAUGCUCUAAAUUUACUGCGCGAUGAGUUAGUUAGCCAAAUGAAUGGAGAAAUGAAUCAAUUAAAAGAAAAUCAAAUCUCCGACCGACAGAUCAUCAAGGAACAGUUGGAGAAUCUCGAAAAACGCAUCAGCCAAUUACAACUAUCGAAUGUUCAAGAAACUGAACGACGGGCGCAAAUAAAAAACUGCAUACCUGACAAACCUUGUACGUUCAUUGGGCGUGACGCCGAAGUAAACGAAAUUAUUUCUUCCUUGACGGAGAACGGCUGUGGAAUUGUGUCCAUUGUUGGUGGCCCAGGGUUUGGCAAAAGCACCAUUGCAAUUGAAGUCUCCCAUCAUCUAAGCGAUAAUUAUGACAUCAUCGUCAUUUUCUCAUACCUGUUAAGUGUUUCAACUGUGCCUGGUGUCUUUCUGCGUCUCUGUCUAGACGUUGGCGUUAAUCCUGGAGAAGAUUUCAUGUUAUCAUUUGCGUUGUGGUUAAGGAAUAUUAAGGAGAGAGUCGUCCUUGUCAUGGAUAACAUCGAGCAAUUGCUUGAAGAAGAAAUAAGAUCCGAAUUUACUGAGUUAGUGGUCACGUUACGCAAGAAUUCACAGCACCAGUUGCAGAUCCUAACAACGACAAGGACCGCAUUUUCAAUUCCUAACCAACGCGCCAAAAACAUUAGGAUAGAAGAGUUGGACGAAAAAUCUAGUGUCGAACUUUUGAGAACGUAUUGCCCUAAUAACGAAAUAAAAGAUGGAUACUUGUCUGAGUUGGCUAACCUGUGUGGUUUUGUUCCUCUUGCUAUGUGUGUCGCGGGAUCUCUAAUUGAAGAUCUUGAUGAUCCUUUUGAGUUGAUUCAAUGGUUAAAAGUGGAACCUAUGAAAGCUUUGCAGUCAGCCGACGAAAGCCAGUGCGUCCGAAAAGCCAUCGAGGUCUCUUUUAAAAUGUUGACUAAUGUAGACAAGAAAGCGUUUGCUCGUCUUUCGGUGUUCAAUGGAAAUUUCCAAAAGAAGUCUGCUCAAGAGAUAAUCGAGAGAGAUGGUUUGGAAACCCAAAAAUUCUUAAACAAGUUGGUUGCUCGAAGUUUAAUAAAACGUAGGAGUGAUAAGCGCUUCGUGAUUCUCUCGCUUAUUCGACGAUUUCUGACCGAUCAUGAUGAACUUCAAGAUGAAAAGGCAAUAGGAGAAGGAUUGAUGGUGAGACAUUUUCUAAAGUUGUGCCAUUUGUGGACCAUGAAAUCUUGCUCCAAAGAUGGAUUUACCGUUGCCAGAGAAUUACUGAAGAAGGACGGCCACAAUGUUGAAGAAACAUUCAAAAUCUGCAGUCACGAUCAAGCGAAAAAUCUUAAAUCAAACAUCAUCGAGUCCUUGGAAAGUAGUGAUAUUUACAAGUCGUCAUCCAGAUUAUUUUACAAUUUUGGCUGGGACCUUCUUCCACUAACUGUUUUAAGGAAUUUUCACGAAUCCUGUAUAAAGCUAGCGGAAGGUCGAGAGCAACUAGCCAUUCAGAUCACAUUUCAGUGUUUAGUAGCAGAUCAAGAAGGUCGUAGAACUGCGUGGAAAUCUUCUGAAUACAUCGGCAGGAUGGAGGCUAUAAAAGAAGCGUUUGACAAAAAUAAUGCGGUGCUGAAAGAAGAUAGGUCCUUGUAUAGCUAUUGUUACUAUUUUUAUGCCCGAUAUUAUUCUAUAAAAACGAAUGAACUAUAUCCUGAUCUUCAAGAUGAAAUUACGGCUAUGCCUGAAAACAUGAAUCGAAGUUCUAUCGAGAAAAUUGACGAGGUACUUGUCCUAAUCGAGCGUGGACACUUGAAUAAGAGACGCGCAACUAAAAUAUUCCACUCCGAUAGAGAAAAAUACGAGGAAUACAUGAAGAGUGCUGAAUUGGUUUGCAAUCAAGCUUUAUCAUCAGCCAUUGAGUUGUUGGGCGAACACGAAUUAACUUGCAUUUGUCACAAAGUGUUAGGAGACUUAUACUUUACCUGGCGGAAGAAUGAAGAGGCAUUAACGUAUUAUUCUGAUGCCAUACAACUGCGGAAGAAACUGAAACUUGAUUCUAACGAGCCUUUCGUGUAUUUGCUCAAGAAUUUUGGAUCGUGCCUUUCUAUUCUUCGCCGCUUUGAAGCGUCAGUGGAAAAUUUAAACGAAGCACGUGACAUAGUUGAUAAGCUCGCUGAGAAGCACACACCUUUUAGAGCGAAAGUGUAUUAUGCGUUGGCAAAAACGUAUCGUGCCUGGAAACCUCAUUGCCAAGAAUCCGUGAAAUACGCUAAAAUGGCAAUGGAGAUGCACGUGUUGUUGGACCCACGCUCUGUAAAAUUAUUGGAAGAUAUUAUUAAAACGGCAGAAGAAUGCAUGGAGCGUUAA